This is a messenger RNA of Perkinsus marinus ATCC 50983, 450 nucleotides long. RefSeq lists its product as hypothetical. The coding region runs from base 1 to 450 and encodes 149 amino acids. The transcript is spliced from 5 exons. The record is from RefSeq and is a predicted model, not a curated record. Lineage: Eukaryota; Perkinsozoa; Perkinsida; Perkinsidae.
AUGUCAACCUAUUCUGCCCGGCCCGCUACAGCCUCUCCUUCUCUACGCUACUCUGGCCUCGAGGAGGCGACUCAGCUGACGAGGAUCUCGCAGGUUCGGACCUCUCCUAAAUGGUCGAUUGCCGGUCGGACCGACAGUGACCUCAGAGGGAACAUGGUACCCGGCCCUGAUCUACGCGAUCAACUGAUGUGGGGAGAGGAGUAUCGUGUCGAAUUGGCACUGGACGGCAAAUGGGGAGCCAAUAAUGGUCCCGGCCCAGGAGCUUACAGCCCUAUGGAAGUCCGCGGAUCGGUCCGGAUCGGCUUUGGCAGUGGAAGGAUGGGGGCAGGGACGCGCAAGAUCCCCGAGCCGGGACCAGGACAUUACAACACGGCGGGGACCUUAGGGAAGUCUGGGAAGAUGUUCAGCAUGAAGUCGAGACAUAACCUGGACUGUAAUACUGAGGAUUAA